ACGAAGUCAUAUGCUCCUUAGCCUACAGCCUUGGCUCCAAACUUUUGGCUGUCGGGACUACAGCGGGACAACUUUACUUAUAUACUACCGAAAGCUGUGCCUGUGUACAUAAAAUUGCAAUUGUCAAAGACAAACUCAAUUAUUUAAAAUGGUUUAACCUUUAUAACAUGGAGGAUAGCUCUUCACUACCCUAUAUGAAUCUAUUUAAAAAUGUUCGAAAUGAUAAUAAAUUUGUUUCUGAAUUAAACAUUCGCCACGAAACUUUAUUUCCUCCUUUAUAUUCCCUUGACGAAGAGAAUAAGGAACUAAAAGUGCUUUCACCCACUGAUGCCAAAAUUUUCGAAUUCAGAGCAAUUCUCGUAGUCGGAGCCAAAAACGGAAUUAUCAAACUUCUGAUAGGCGGAAAGUUUUUGGUUGUUGAAGUGCACCGGCCGAGUUGUUCUUCUUCCGUGGAACUGCAGCACUGCCAUCUUUCUGUAGCUGACCACACUUGUACCUUAUAUGCCGCCGUCAAAGAUACUCAGGGAAAACUUCACAUUCUGGUGUUUGAUGUGAGUUUUUUAAGAAAUUAUGAACUCCAAUUACGAAGCAUCACUACACACAUACUUUCCAUUGACCACCUUAUCCGCUAUGUCUCCUGCACUCUCGCAAGUAUGGAAUCUUUGUGCAAGGGCAUUGACGAAACUUUUAGCCAGCACUUAACGAACUACGAGCGGCAAGCAGAUUGCGAUACCACGGUGGAGCACAUGUUCGUACAACUCUUUUUAAGCGAUACGUGCUCUUUGUGCUUUGAAAAUUUUUUAUUGGACAAUGUGCCAGAACAGCUCAUUAAAAAAACGGCCUUAACCUAUGAGCGUACGUGCUUGAAAAUACUGGGUAUUGGCGUUCGCCAUGCCAGAAGAAGUUUGGAGAUGCUUAUUUACCACGUUGGAGAAGUCGCCGGCCUUGCAAAACUGCCCUUGAUUUUUCAAGAAAUUGGUAUUACCGAGAACAUGUGGGGCCCCUGUCUCCAGCACACCCUUUUAUUGGCUUAUAAGUUAGAGGAAUUUGUGCUUUUUCUUCAACAGUCUCGCUAUAAUCUUGGCCUUUUCUUUAAUUGGUUGUACCUGCUGCUCUGCAAAAAACAAGGCAAUGACGAUGCUGAUCCUCUUCUCAAUGCUAAUCAAAGCGAUGACAAUUCACUAGCUUCUGUUUUGAAGCACUUUUUAACUGUGCGCGAACGAAUGAACAACCAUUUCGCUUAUCCUUUCGUUAAAUAUUACUUUUUGGACCAACCAUUACCCUUCAAUAUGCACUACUUUUGGCGCGACUUGACGGCAGACGCAAAAGAAGUUCAGAGUUUAAUACCUUAUAAAGAAAAGUAUUCUCUUACACAAGCAGAGAAAAAAGCAAAAGAAUAUUUGGAGCAUAGUUUUAUGCUUAUUAAAAAGGAAUUAUCAAAAAAAGUAAAAAUUAAAUAUAAAACGGAAGUUAAUUAUAUGCUUCAGUCAAGAAACCCAUCUUCUGACCUAACGGCAGAAGGCGUGUCGGUUGUAAAAGAGGAUCACACGUGGUAUGUCACGCGUUUCUGUGACGCCGAGCACGGUUGCUGCCUGCAACUGUUGCUAAUACCUUUCAAUGGAGGAAGUUACAGAAGAUUUAUUGUUCCGUUAAGGAGCAUUCACUCGGAGGCUGUAAGUAUAGAGGACAUAAAAGAAUACCGAAACGAAUUAGCUUUACUUUGGACAGAAAAACUGCAACAAACAAACUUAGACACUUAUAUUUCCCAUUUGACUCUGUUUUCUUUGGAGAAAAUUUCUAUUCUUCCUGAAUUAAUUUUUAAAGCUAUAAAAACUGAGAAAUAUUUUUUGAUAAAUUCUGAACUUUUUACAAGUCUCAUUACUGGAGCUUGUAAACUGAACGCUGGAGGGCCGCAUAUGAACCGCUAUACCUUCCUCUCUUUUUCAUUUCAAAGAAGAUUUGCAAGCUUACUGAGCAUUAAACGAAAUAAAAUCUGCUUAGUUGAUCUUAGUGAAGAUUCUCAACUCACUACCUAA
Messenger RNA from Zophobas morio, 2036 nucleotides. RefSeq lists its product as uncharacterized. The transcript has 20 exons. Gene Ontology annotation, cellular component: nuclear periphery; anaphase-promoting complex. NCBI's taxonomy places the organism in Eukaryota, Metazoa, Arthropoda, Insecta, Coleoptera, Tenebrionidae. The record is from RefSeq and is a predicted model, not a curated record. Bases 168 to 2036 code for a protein of 622 amino acids. Gene Ontology annotation, biological process: protein K11-linked ubiquitination; anaphase-promoting complex-dependent catabolic process.